AUGCAAAAACCCUUAGCUAGUAUAGAAAAUGUUUUAAUAUCAGAAGACUUAUUAAUAGAUAAAAGUUUUUUUGAUAUUGGUACUUUUGAGAAUAAUAAUAAUUCAAAGCUUGAGGAUGUUGAAGACAGUACUAAUAGUGAACUGGGCAGUAAUAAUAAAGACAGCUUUGAGAAUACUAGUGAUCAACAGUUGAGAAACUUACCUCUAUCUUAUGUUCUGCUACUUCAUGAGUUGUUUCCUGAAGCAACAAUUGUAGACUAUGAUGUGAAGAACUAUGUAUAUAAAUUUUGGCAUAUUCAUUUAAUGCAUAGUGGUGAUGCUGUAAAGCUUUUUGAACAUUUUAAAAAAGAACAUCAAACAAUCAAAGCUACAGAAGUUCAACCUGGUGCCUUUAUAAUUGAUGCUGACUCAGGUUUUAAGAGUGUUGUUCCUAAG
Molecule: messenger RNA, 435 nt
Organism: Cetraspora pellucida
Lineage: Eukaryota; Fungi; Glomeromycota; Glomeromycetes; Diversisporales; Gigasporaceae
Source: the annotation of a GenBank genome assembly